This is a messenger RNA of Peromyscus maniculatus bairdii (prairie deer mouse), 1082 nucleotides long. Its product is annotated as procathepsin L-like. The record is from RefSeq and is a predicted model, not a curated record. Gene Ontology annotation, biological process: proteolysis. Gene Ontology annotation, molecular function: cysteine-type peptidase activity. NCBI's taxonomy places the organism in Eukaryota, Metazoa, Chordata, Mammalia, Rodentia, Cricetidae.
GGACAGAGCCUGGGAUCUCAGCAACCUCUGAAGACCUGAGACUGUGAAGAACACUUGCCCAGCUGUGGACAUCGCAGGUUCUGGGAUCAUGAUUCCUAUUUUCUUCCUGGCUGCUCUUUGUUUGGGGCUGGUCUCAGCUGCUCCAACACAUGAUCCCAGUUUGGAUGCUGAAUGGCAUGAAUGGAAGACAAGACAUGGGAAAUUAUACAGCAUGAAUGAAGAAGGACGGAAGAGAGCAGUGUGGGAGAACAAUAGGAAAAUGAUUGAGCUGCACAAUGAGGACUAUGCUAAGGGGAAGCAUGGUUUCAGUUUGGAGAUGAAUGCCUUUGGUGACUUGACCAAUACAGAAUUCAGGGAAAUGAUGACUGGCUUUCAAAGCAUGGGACCCAAGGCGAUGAAGGUAUUCCAGGAGCCUCUGCUGGGUGAUGUCCCCAAGUCUGUGGAUUGGAGAAAGCAUGGCUAUGUGACUCCUGUGAAAGACCAGGGUAGUUGUAGAUCUUGUUGGGCAUUUAGUGCUGUUGGUUCCCUAGAGGGUCAAAUGUUUCGGAAAACAGGCAAACUGAUUCCUCUGAGUGUACAGAAUCUAGUGGACUGCUCCUGGUCAUACGGCAACAGUGGCUGUGAUGGUGGCUUGAUGGAUUAUGCCUUCCAGUAUGUGAAGGAUAAUGGAGGCCUGGACACCAGAAUGUCCUAUCCUUAUGAAGCACAGAAUGGAACCUGCAGGUAUAAUCCUAAAAACUCUGCUGCUAAAGUCAUGGGCUUUGUGAAAGUCCCAUCAAGCGAAUCUGCCCUAGUGAAGGCUGUGGCCACUGUGGGGCCCAUCUCAGCUGCAAUUGAUACUAAGCACCACUCAUUCCAGUUCUAUAAGGGUGGCAUGUAUUAUGAGGCAGACUGUAGCAGCAAUAAUCUGGAUCAUGCUGUCCUGGUGGUCGGCUAUGGUGAAGAAUCAGAUGGCAAGAAAUACUGGCUGGUCAAGAACAGCUGGGGUGAAUAUUGGGGCAUGAAUGGCUACAUAAAGAUGGCCCGAGACCGGAACAACAACUGUGGAAUUGCUUCUGAUGCUUCUUACCCCAUCGUGUGAG